AUGCCGACCCUGGUAAAUUAUAAUCAAUCGACCUUCAAGAAUCAUGCAAAGCCCAACAAGCGCCGCCUACAAGAACUCCAACACUCCGAAGCUCGAGCUCACGCCGCCCGGGUAGCAUAUUGGCGUAAAAAGGGCGCUCCGGCGGCCAAGCCGGGGCAGCCGCAACGGGAAGGGGGCGACAAGAGCAGUGAGGGCGGUUCCUUAUCUCAGGAGCCACCCGACGCUGGAACCAUUAUCAAGCAGGAGUCAGAGAAAAUUUAUGAGGUCCUCCAAUGGAACUGUGACCCAUCUCCAGAGUCAGUCUUUGCUGGCUUACCGGCUUCGGGGGCAGAUAUCGACCGAAAGUCAGACCAGAAACACACACCAGGAAGCCGAUCCAGUUCAGUGGCAACACAAAUUGUUACAGAUUCUAUACCAAGCAGUGAGAAAUGUCGGCAUCAUUCGGAAAUGGCCUCCUUUUAUGAUAGCAAACAGGAAUUGUUUUGGGAGAUGCCGGUCGAUUCAAUCAGAAUUGUUCGACAGCCGACGUCCGGAUUAUUUGAUCCUUUUGACUCUGUACCAGUUCGUCAAGGCGACGAAGUUGUCGCGGCUAUGGAUCACUAUAUCCACAACUGGGCCCCGUCGCAACGACCCGGCCUCAGAUAUCAAGCGACGGAUAACCCUCUUAUCCGAGAUACGUUCCCUUUUGCCCUACAGAAUGUAGAGCUAUUCGAAGCAACUGUAGCGCUUUGCCUGAGUUUCAAGGCAGCCGGUCAAAACUUCCAGACAAGGAUGUGCAGCUGGGCCCUUUAUCACAAAGGCCAGGCGCUCAACGGACUACGGACCAAGUUGAACUCCGGAUGGGUUGACGAGGCUGUUAUUCUUGCAACCGUCUUCCUCAUGAUUAUUGACAAUGUGUUCUUAGAUGUCGAUGCCUAUGGAGCGCACCUGAAUGGUCUCAGGAAGAUGGUGAAAGCAGCUGCCCCAAGCACUAUGGAGGCAUUCGGAGGUUCUCUGUUAUCCUUCGUAUCCUGGGCUGAAUCUAAUGCUUUGCUGAUAUUCGGCGAUCGAACCGCUCUACACGACCCUGCAACUGAUAAGACUCAGUUACAGUACCCAAGCCAACCAUUUGCACCGAUAAUCACCAAGACCGUUUCUACAAUGAGCAUGGGGUUCCAAUCGGUGGCGACAGAUGGUCACCUGUCUUAUGAUGUCGUCUCUGUUCUCGCAGAUACUGUUCGUUGGACGAGGCUCAUUGAUCGAGAACAGGGGUCUGAGCCCCUGUCAAAGGAAGACCAAGCAUUCCUGAUGAGCUUAGAUCCACGCCUCCAAAGUGCUCGAGUCAUGAGACUAUGUCGAGUUUCUGCAGCGGGGCACAAUGUGGAACAGGCGAUAUGCAAAGCAGUAUUUGUCUAUCAUGCACAUCUACUGGGUUGGACCUGUCGUUGCUCCGGAUACCGUCGGAUCGUUGAAGAGCUCGGGGACACGUUACGUUUCUGGACCUUCGGGAAGCCAUGGGACACAGAGUUAUGGAAAUGGCUCGCUCUUGUGACGGCGAACGCGGCACGGCGAGGCCAGUUGCACCAUCUGCAGAUGGAACUGAUGGACAGAUUUGUGAACUUGGACUCCCCAGCGCCUGGAUGGGACUCCAUACGUGAGGUUCUGACCAAGUUCUUGUUCCACAGCAGGUUGGGACGCGAGUGGAAGCUUUGUUGGGAGACAGCAAGGGGCUCUUGA
Fonsecaea erecta is the source of this 1716-nucleotide messenger RNA. RefSeq lists its product as hypothetical. Lineage: Eukaryota; Fungi; Ascomycota; Eurotiomycetes; Chaetothyriales; Herpotrichiellaceae. The record is from RefSeq and is a predicted model, not a curated record. The coding region runs from base 1 to 1716 and encodes 571 amino acids. The transcript has 4 exons.